CGGCGGGAAGAGGUGCAGAUGACGAGAACGUAGAGAGGAGGAGGAUAUGGACGAAUCCUUCUGAGGCAAGAUGGGAGUUGAUGAAGACGAGCCGAGCGUAUGAUUGCCUCGGAACUGCUGACGUGGCCUGCUGACGCGGCCUGCUGACGCGGCCUGCUGACGUGGCCUGCUGACGUGGCCUGCUGACGUGGCCUGCUGACGUGGCAGCUGCGAUAAUUGAAGAGAUAAACGAGGUAGUGAUCUCCUACUCCGCUUUUCUCUCCCUCGUUCUCCUCCUCCUCCUCCUCCUGCAUCACCACGACUACCAUCUCUUCUUCGUUUACCUCCUCCUCCUCCUCCUCCUCCUCCCCUUGCUCCCUUUCUUCGUCCUCUUCCUCUUCGCUUCUUCCUCCUCCUCCUCCUCCCUUUCUUCUUCCGCUUCCUCCUCUUCGACCAUAUCCGAGUCCAAUUUCGAAGCAAUUGUCCGCCGCGGCUAUCUCCGCGUGGAGCGGAAGGUCCGAUGAUGGCGGAGGAAGAGAGAAGCAGCCCGGGCGGGGAUCCCGACGAAGAAGCGUUAUCGGUGAAUAAUGCUGCGCGCCCAUGCCGGCGCUGCUUCGCGGAGACCAGCGCGACACACGGAUCGCGCAGAAGACGACAAUUGUGCCACGUGGUGUAUGAACGAACGGAGGAGAUCAAGCAUUGCAAAUUGGCGGGAGAUGUGACCGGCGCGGCGGAGAUUUUCCGCGGCUUGCAGAAUGACCACAUUCAUCGCCCCGCUGUCGAGACCUACACUCUGAUGAUUAGCAUCUUGGCGGAGAAGGGGCAGUUCGACAAGUCGCUGGCCUUGCUUGAGGAAUGUGAGAGGGAGUGGGAUGCUGACGUGGACGCUCAGUGCUACAACGCCCUGCUCAACGGCUAUUGCGGAAGAGGCCACGUGGAGGAAGCGAUGAAGCUGGCGGACAGAAUGGGAGAGCGAAAGGUGCGCUUGUCAACGACUAGCUUCAACAUACUGCUGAAAGGAUAUUGCAGAGCAGGGAGGGAGGGGGAGGCAAUGGAGCUCUUGCAGAGAAUGAAAGGCUUAAGGAGGUGGGGGGGGGAGGAGGGGGAGGAGGAGGAGGUCGAGAGGAAUACGGUUACGUACAAUGUGCUUCUUGGCGCCUGGGCGGCGAAGGGAGAGGUGGAAAGAGUGGAGGAGGUGAUGGGGAUGAUGCGCGCCGAUGGGGUGUAUCCCGAUCGCGUCUCCUACGCCGCGCUCGUGAGGGUGUACGGAAAGGCCGGCAAGCCGGAGGUGGGUGAAAGGCUUGUGCGCCAGGUGGAGGCGGAGCUGGCAAAGCAACAGUCACGCCGCCAUCGCCGGCGCAAGUCUUCUUCUUCCUCCUCCUCCUCUUCUUCUUACUCGUCUUAUUCCUCGUCUUCUUCUUCUCAGACGGCCACAUCCUCUGCGCGGGAGAAGCUCAUGGCCUACGGCGCCGCUGUGCACGCUUAUUGCGAGGCGGGAGCCGUCGAUCAAGCGCUGAUCUUGCUGGGACGGAUGCGACGCGGCGGAGUCGGGAUCUCGGCCGCGCUGAUGAACAUGGUGCUGAAGGGGUACGUGAAGGCGGGGCGGCUGGAGGAGGCGGAGAGAAUGCUGGGGAGCAUGGAGAGAACCUCGGGGGUCACCCCUGACAUCACCUCCUACACGACCAUGAUGAAUGGACUGGCCAAUGGCGGCCACGUGGCACGCGCUCGUGCAAUCUUUGAGCGGAUGAUUGACAACGGCCUGAACCCCGACGUCGAAGCGUACUCCACUUUGAUGAAAGCCUCGGCCAGGUCUCGAUCCCCCGACGAGUGCGAAUCUGUUCUUUGGGAGAUGGUGGAGAAGGGCGUGAAACCUAACGUGGUCGUGUACACGUUGCUCAUUGGCGCCUUUUGCAGGGAGGGGGAGGUAGAGAAGGCGAGGGGGUUCUUGGGAGCAAUGCGCGCCGAAGGCGUUCAACCCAACGACUGGACCUACAACACGCUAAUCUGGGGGUACGGCAUAGUAGAGAGGCCGAGAGAGGGGGAGAGGCUGCUCAAUGAGAUGGAGAGAAUGGGGGUGAUCCCGACACAGAGGAGCUACGAGGUGGCGGCGGAGGCUUGGCGGAGUUGCGGCUUCCCGCGCGAGGCGGAGAGAGUCCUCCUUGGCGGGAGGGAGAGGUUGAAGGGAGGAGGAGAAGGACGAGAAUCAACUGCACCCAUGGCAGGCGGAGGAGAGCAGCAACGCUACAGUAAACGAGCGGGAGCAGCAGCAGCAGCAGGAGCGGGACACGUGGCGGCGCAAGCGGGAAGGAGUGGUCGCGUCGGGAUCCCGUCUCCCCUCCCUCCUCGUUCUCCUUCCGCUUCUGCCCCCGUAAGUGGCGGGGUCAAGAGGAGAGCGGGAGUAGACAUCCCGACUCCCCCAGGUCGCCACAUAGCAGGCCGAGAAGAAAAGGGGCAGAGGGGACGUGGGGGGGGAAUGACGGGUUUCAAAGGGGAGGUAGACCCCCGAGAGAGGGAGGAGAGGGGAAAUGGCGCGGGAAGGGCGAGCGUAAGAGGGGGGGGCGGCACGGGCGCGGCGUCAGCAGAAAAAUCCCGGGGAUAUGAAGAAGGGAGGGCCGUCGAUGGAGAUAGGAGGGAAACUGAUCAGCGACGAUCCCGUGGAGAAGAAGAUGGUGGUCAUAACGGCGGUGGUAGUAAUGGCAGCAGCAGCAGCAGCAGCAGCAGCAGUGGGUCAAGGAGAAGAGUGGUGGUCGCAGUAGGAGGACGGCCGAAACCAGAGCGCGCCGAUUCUCUGUCGAGGGGGCGACAGUCUGAUGAGGGAGAUCGUGAAGGAGGAGGAGGAGGAGGAGGAGGAGGAGGAGGAGGAGGAGGUAGAAGAGGCACUGCAGCUGCAGCUGCAGCUGCAGCUUCUGCUGCUGCGGCGUUCGCAAGCUCCCGAGUCGAAGUACAGCCGCUAUAUCGCGAUCUCGACCGCGGGAUUGGGAUCGGCAUGGGAGAAGAGACGGAUCAGCAGCAGCAGCAGCAGCAGCAGCAGCAGCAGCAGGCGGUAGUCCUGGGGCCGUGGGAAGCUCACCCCCGGGUCCAGCUCCCCGGCAGUGGCCAGUUGGGGGCCGCCGGCUCAUCAGGGGGGGAAGGGAAGCACGGGGACAGGCGGGGAGAGGAUGUUGAUGACAGUGGGGGUCGUUUUGGAAGUUUCGCGGCGGUUUCGUCUCGUGGUGCGGCUGCGGAGAGCGCCGACGUCAAUGCCGCGGAAAGCCAGCAGCAGGUGGCAUUCAGUCGAGCGUCCAUGGGGUUCGAUUGCCCCCGCAGGCAUCCGAGAGGAGUCUCCGGUUGGCGCGCAGUGGCAGAGGGAGGGGGAGGGGGAGGGAGAGCAGAAGGAGGAGGGGGAGGUGGUGGUGGUGGCCUUCGAUGUCUACGUCCACUUCCGGUCGUGUCAUGGAAGACAGGGAGGCGUUCUUGUGGGCGGACGAGCACGGUACAUGUUCCUCGGGCGCAGCCGCAGUCUGGCAUGCCGAUCCCGAUCGACACGUGGCGCGAUCUUGGGACGUCGUUGCUUCAGACUGUCGCCCACCCUCUGAGGCCGUCCCUCGGAACUCCGACAUGGGCGGGGUCGGGAUCUGGACCCCUUACUGUCGGUGUCGGGAGGCCAGGAACCUCACUCUUGCGGCUGACGAUCUUAGUGAAGGACUUUUCGGCGAAAAGGGGGAUAGGAAGAACCGAAAGGUCAGCAGGGGCAUCAGGGGCAUCAGCGGCAUCAGAUCUCCGCCCUGCAUCUGGGCUCGCGGACGCGUUCCUGGUCCUGGUUCAGUCGGCUGCUCCGACCGGUUUGUCCUGGGUCUCGUGUGGUCCCUGUGUGGGGCGAAAUGGUAUUGCUAGCGGGCGCGGACUUUUGCGGCAUCGAAGUCUGCACCUUAGAUUGAAUGGGGUAAAUUGCGCUCUGUACAGGGGUGUAGAAGCGGGGAAGGGGGUAAAUUACGCUCUGUGCAGGGGUGUAGAAGCCGGGAAGCGGGGAAAUUAUGCGCUGUACAGGGGCCUAGAAGUGGGGGGGGGGCUCUCAAGGCAUCGGCAUCUGCAGCUGAGCUUGAAUGGGGUAAACGACACUUUGUACAGGGGUCUAGAAGGGGGGAAGGGCGUAAAUUACGCUCUGUACAGGGGUCUAGAAGGGGGGAUCGCAUGUCAAGCCAGCCUUUUACGAGGGGCAAAUCAACGGCAGCUUCUAUUUUCACUGCGAUUAUAGGCCCCAUAUAUAUUCUAUAAUGUGUCUGUACUUGUCCGUAUCGGCGCAGUCAAUGCGCGGUAACUACCAUAGCAACGUACUGCGCAUUGACUGCAGUAAAUGGUUGAAACUACCAGUUGUAAUCAUGGUUAUGGUUAUACUAAGUGGUUUCAACCAUUUAUAACACAUGGUGAAAAAUAGACUAUGGUAAUGUACCAUUCUUAACCAUCAUGGUCCAAGUGGUUUUAACCACACUGAACCAUGGAUUGGCACCUGUGCAUCAUCAUGCAAGGUACCCACCCAUUUUAGCAAUGUGUCAUAAGUGGUGCUUUUCAACCCUAACAACCAUGAUACAUGGUUAAAAAUCCACAUGGUUAAAAAAACACAAGGUUAAAAAACCACAUGGUUAGACUCGUAGCUGGUUUUGACCAUUGUCCACCACUGACGGGCACGUGUAUUACCGCCGGGCUCGAGUAUUACCGCCGGGCUUGAGUAUUACCACCGUAUUGCAUGGUCGUAAAAAGCCUAACAAAUGGUUAAAAAUGUACCAUUUUUACGCAUGGUAGUAAGUGGUUGCAACCGCCGCUUACGCUUCGAUGGGUGCAUGUGUAUCGCCAUGGUAAAUACCAUGGUAAAUACCAUAGCAAUGCACCUUUUCUUUUUUUUAACCAUGUUCAUGAAUGGUGUCAACCAUUGAUGUAUGGUUAAAGAACCAUGGCAAUGUACCAGGUUUAACCUCAUGGUAAAAAAAGUGGUUUCAACCAUUGUUUUUACCAUUGAUGGGGCCACAAGUGCUGGCUACCAUGGCUAUAUUCGUGCCGUGUCCUUUUUAGAGCACACGUGGUGCGAUCUAAGCCAAUGAAGACAUGCAGUCGUUCGUCCAGUGGACAACCUUAUUCGUCCGGAUUCGUUCCUCUGCCAUUCGAUAAGCGAGCUCUUCUUCCACAUCUAGUGGAACGGCGAGAGGGAGGAGAAUUCCCCGCCGACAUGUAUUCGGUCGUUCAGCGGACAACACCAUUCGUCCGGAUUCGUUCACGGAAAACACCAUUCGUCCGGAUUCGUUCGCAGACUACACCAUUCGUACGGAUUUGUUCCUCUGCCAUUUGAUAAGCGAGCUCUUUUUCCACACCUUGUGGAAUGAGGAGACUGAGGAGAAUUCCCCGCCGCUUCUACCUGGAGACACGUGUUGCACUUUUAUCCUUGUCAUAGAAGUUCUUGUUGUUCCCGCCAGGUCCUUCAAGUUGUGCUGCAGCUCUACUUUCAAUGCUCCUCUCCAUCAACUUCUUCUUCCUCCUCCUCCUCCUCCUCUGGCAGUUUUCUCCUACUGGCCAUUCUCCCUCAUUGAUUUGCUCAUUUAGCCUUUUGAGUGUGGCUCCCCUUCCCUGUUAUAAGUUUAUGUGGUAUUUAUUUAUAUCUCUAUGGCCAACGAAAGUGGAGGAAACUCUCCUUCUAUCAUGCAUCCUUCAGCUUGAGACAAUGCUCCAAUGAGCACCUUAUCGUCUGCAUCUUCUUCUUUAAGCAUCUAUCUCUGGUAAUCUCUCUGCCUCCGGCAUCCUUACACUCUAGCAUCACUUGUUCAUUCUUUGGUUACUUCCACUUCAGACAAAAUGCAGAGCAUGUGCCUCACCAUUUGUGAAGCGUUCAUGAAUAAAAUUGUGCAGGUCAC
This is a messenger RNA of Chara braunii, 5858 nucleotides long. NCBI's taxonomy places the organism in Eukaryota, Viridiplantae, Streptophyta, Charophyceae, Charales, Characeae. The record is from the annotation of a GenBank genome assembly.